Messenger RNA from Penicillium cinerascens, 1497 nucleotides. Its product is annotated as WW domain-containing protein. The record is from RefSeq and is a predicted model, not a curated record. The transcript is spliced from 4 exons. Gene Ontology annotation, molecular function: protein binding. NCBI's taxonomy places the organism in Eukaryota, Fungi, Ascomycota, Eurotiomycetes, Eurotiales, Aspergillaceae. Bases 1 to 1497 code for a protein of 498 amino acids.
AUGGCGCGAGAUGCACCUGCUGAUACUGCAGGCCCAUCGUCUCCUCCACCUCGACUUCCCGAGGGAUGGCUUCCGCAAUGGGAGGGGGUCCAACGCAAGUGGUAUUAUGUCCAACGAACGACCGGCAAGUCGCAAUGGGAGAUCCCAACUGAGCCAGUCGUGCUGACUCCAUCGACAACGCCCACGUCUAUCGGCACCGGCCCCUCGCAAGCACCACCCUCGAGACCAUCAACAAACAGCCCGCAGGUUUGGCAGGGGAAUACACUGGCGGAGCGGAUAGGCUCUUUGGCGGACAACGCGAGGAUUUCCAGCUCUCUGAAUGCCCAGCUUAACAGGCAAUCUCCAAACCCCACGUAUGGGUCCUCGGAGACGGGGUGGCAUGCGAACCAGACCGGACUACACUUGCCAUAUGGAUAUGGGCAACAAUUCGCAUCGGCUCACGGCGGAUAUGGACCGGAAUCGCAGCAUCAAAGCUCUUCUGAAAACACGGGAAUGGGAUCAACGGGUGUCUAUCUGAGUCAUGCACAGCAAGUUAUGGGCCAACAUACUUUUGGGCAGAACUAUCCCACGACACACUGGGGCAGCAGUGGAGACGCUACUCACGGUCAAUCGGGGCCGUUCAAUGCGGAACAUAUCGGCGACCCAUAUGGAGGCCAUGCUGCAGGUUCCAUGCCAUUCCUCCCGCAGUCGGUACAAGGCGUUCCUGCAAGCCAUAUGCCUAACCUUCGAUCUGAACAUGGCCCUUCUGAACCUCAGUGGCAGGUGUCACAACACCCCAGUCUUUCGAAUCCCGGGUCGCAGUGGGUAGGCUCAUCGGGUUUAUCGCAGCCUUUUUUCGCCUCGCAAUAUGCGCCGCAGACUGUCGAAAACUCUGCAGGUAAUAUGACUGCCCAGGCUUCGCAUUUCUCGAACCUCUCGACCUUAAACGGCGAGCCCGGUAGCGAUCCACCAGGACUUCAACCCAUGCACGGGUCAUUUUCUACACACUCCGUUGGCUCAAUGGAUCACGGUCAGUCGUCUAUGGGGUAUCCCCUAGCCCGGAACCAUUCCCAACAGGGUUCCUCCUUCCAACAACCAGGCUUUUCAGAUCCGGCUGCAACGGCACAUUCUUCACAGGGUUAUCAGUCGCAACCACCAACCUCACACGGGCAAUACCAUAGUACCAGUAUGGCGCGGGCACAAUCCGGGCCUGGGUUUGCCUCGCUGGGCUUUCCUGCGAUCCCCGAUGCGCACGGCAAUGCUCAUCAGUAUCAGAACCCUCUUGUUCAGGUCGGCGCUCGACAGUACUUGCCUCAGCAGCAAGCCAGCCAUCAUGACAUGGCGCACCAAUACCAUUCUGGAGUCUCGACUGGUCACCAAAACCAAGAAUUGGGUGCUCCCGCCUCCACUUCCUCGCGUAUAGUAACAUCCGACUCGCAGUUCGUCAGCGGUCCUUGGGCAUCAUCGACUGGUACACCUCCCGCCUCAGCGUCGGGCCAGCAGUCUAGGCAGGGCUGA